This is a messenger RNA of Moneuplotes crassus, 559 nucleotides long. NCBI's taxonomy places the organism in Eukaryota, Ciliophora, Spirotrichea, Euplotida, Euplotidae. The record is from the annotation of a GenBank genome assembly.
AUUUAUAACAAGAAUGGACGGAACAGAAGAAGCAAUACCUGAUGGAGUCAACACAGGAAACUCCUUAUUUCAUUAUAUCAACCUAGCAUUAGUUAUCAUCGACUUAGUGACUAUUAUAGGACUUACUUUGGCUAACCCAUUACAUCAGCUAUUGUUUUCAUUUGCGCUGAUCCAUGGCUUGUUUUUAUCUCCAAGCAUCUUUUAUCAUGUCUUCCCAGGCUUGAGGACUAGCUUUGUGUUUACAUGGAUUGCCAAAUCAUUAAGCUCUCUCACCCUCGGAAUUUUUGUAAUCUCACUAGCGAUAUACAUUUUGGAUAUGGAUAACCCUAGAUCAAAUAGAGUAAUGAAAUCUAUUGUGCUCGGUGUUACAGGUCCUAUUGCUAUAAUUGCUGGUACCUUACUCAUGAUUCUCAAUGUUGAAGCUGAACCUCAGGUGGUGAAAUAUAUUCUUACACAAGGUGAAACUUCCUCUUAUCAAUCCGGUAUGAUGGUUUAGAUUCCACCAUAUAACAAAAUGAUGUAAUUCUUAACAACAGGUUAAAAUCAUUCGUCAUUGGUU